UUACCGCUUGCCGUACUUGAUGUAAACACGGAAGUCAGUCUAGACUACGCACACGUAGCCACACCGAGAUACUUCCCCUUUUUCUACUAACGUCUUUAUUUUAUAUUUAGUCGGUACUUAUGAGUUUAUAGUACCGUGUUAUCACAGUGAAGGACCGGAAAAGAAAGCGUUUGAGCUAAGCGUGUCCCGGCGCUGUGUCAAACAAUAAAUACUUAGCCUGAGCUAGCCUAGCACGCUUAGCUUUGUCAUGGCUGACAAAUUACAGAAAUCUUUCAAAUGCAUCGUCGUUGGAGGUGGCAUUGCUGGCGUCACAUGUGUGCAGCAGUUGUCGUGCAGUUUGCCGUCCGCUGACAUGGCCCUGAUCACCGCAGGCCGCCUCAUCAAGGCAGUCACCAACUAUAAACAGGUGGCCAAAGUUCUGGAAGAAUUCCAAGUGGAGGAACAAUCCUCCAGUGUGCUGGAGGAGAAACUCCCCAACCUGACCGUCAUCCACUCGGCGGUCAUAGCACUGCACACACAAUCACACCUGGUGGAAACAGCCGGCGGAGAGCUUUUUGCUUACGAGAAGCUGUGCAUUUGCAGCGGGGCCAGACCUAAGCUCCUGGCCGAGGACAAGCAGCAUGUGCUGGGCAUACGCGACACAGACAGUGUCCAGGACUUCCAGAAGCGGCUCGCCAAAGCCAGGAGAAUUGUGCUCGUUGGAAAUGGAGGGAUUGCCUUGGAGUUAGCGUAUGAAGUGGAAGGCUGUGAGGUGAUAUGGGCGGUGAAGGACAACGCCAUCGGAAACACCUUCUUCGAUGCGGGGGCCGCGCAGUUCCUGGUCCCGUCGCUGGGGGCCGACAAGCCGGAGAGAGCCGCUCCCUGCAAGAGGCUUCGCUACACCACACAGGAUGCAGCGCCCCAGACCUUCACAGCAGAUAGAAACAGGCGAGGACGCGGCUGUGGUCCAACACAGGCUGGCAGUGCGCUCGGUCCAGACUGGCAUGAAGGGAUGAUUCUUAAAGGAGCAGAGCAGCCAUCCCGAAAACUCUCGGUGGAGUAUCAGUGUGAGGUGGAGCAGAUCUUCACCUGCCAGGAGAUGCUCCACUCCACAGCUGCACAGCAAGCACACACACCUGAUACCGGAGGAACAUGGCCCGUCUAUGUCCAGCUGACCAAUGGCAAGACUUACGGCUGUGACUUUGUGGUCAGUGCCACCGGAGUCACACCCAACACCCAGCCCUUCUUGACGGGUAACAACUUUGCUGUAGCGGAUGAUGGCGGUCUGCGAGUGGACCACCACAUGAUGACAUCACAGCCUGACGUCUACGCUGCCGGAGAUGUGUGCAGUGCAUGCUGGGAGCACAGCCCCUUCUGGCAACAGAUGCGCUUGUGGACGCAGGCUCGCCAGAUGGGCUACUACGCCGCUCGCUGCAUGGCGGCAGGAGUCUUGUCCCAGACCAUAGAGCUGGACUUCUGCUUUGAGCUCUUCUCUCACAUCACCACCUUCUUCAACUACAAGGUUGAAGGUGUGGUCUUCACCAGGUGGUCCUGCUGGGCAAGUUUAACGCACAGGGGCUGGCGUCCGACCAUCAGCUGCUACUGCGAUGCACCAAAGGCCAGGAGUACGUCAAGGUGGUGCUCCAAGGUGGCACAGCUGAUGAAUGUGCUGUGGUUCCAGGUGGUGCUACAAGGUGGCACAGGUGAUAAAUGUGUUGUGGUGCUACAAGGUGGCACAGGUGAUGAAUGUGUUGUGGUUACAGGUGGUUCUACAAGGUGGCAAAUGUGUUGUGGUUCCAGGUGGUGCUACAAGGUGGCACAGGUGAUACAUCUGUUGUGGUUUGUUCUGGUUACAGGUGGUGCUACUAGGUGGCACAGGUGAUUAAUCUGUUGUGUUUACAGGUGGUGUUACAAGGUGGCACAGGUGAUGAAUGUUUUGUGGUUACAGGUGGUGCUACAAGGUGGCAGAAUGGUUUAAGUUGACAGAGGUGAUGAAUGUGUUGUGGUUACAGGUGGUGCUACAAGGUGGCACAGGUGAUAAAUGUGUUGUGGUGCUACAAGGUGGCACAGGUGAUAAAUGUGUUGUUGUUCCAGGUGGUGCUACGAGGUGGCACAGGUGAUGAAUGUGUUGUGGUUCCAGGUGGUGCUACAAGGUGGCACAGGUGACAAAUGUGUUGUGGUUACAGGUGGUGCUACAAGGUAGCACAUGUGAUACAUGUGUUGUGGUUCUAGGUGGUGCUACAAGGUGGCACAUGUGAUAAAUGUGUUGUGGUUACAGGUGGUGCUACAAGGUGGCACAGGUGAUAAAUGUGUUGUGGUUCCAGGUGGUGCCACGAGGUGGCACAGGUGAUGAAUGUGUUGUGGUCCUAGGUGGUGCUACAAGGUGGCACAGGUGAUAAAUGUGUUGUGGUCCUAGGUGGUGCUACAAGGUGGCACAGGUGAUAAAUGUGUUGUGGUUCCAGGUGGUGCUACAAGGUGGCACAGGUGAUGAAUGUGUUGUGGUUCCAGGUGGUUCUACAAGGUGGCACAGGUGAUAAAUGUGUUGUGGCGCUACAAGGUGGCACAGGUGAUAAAUGUGUUGUGGUUCCAGGUGGUGCCACGAGGUGGCACAGGUGAUGAAUGUGUUGUGGUUCCAGGUGGUUCUACAAGGUGGCACAGGUGAUAAAUGUGUUGUGGUUACAGGUGGUGCUACUAGGUGGCACAGGUGAUGAAUGUGUUGUGUUUACAGGUGGUGCUACAAGGUGGCACAGGUGAUGAAUGUGUUGUGGUUCCAGGUGGUUCUACAAGGUGGCACAGGUGAUACAUCUUCCAGGUGGUGCUACAACGUGGCACAGGUGAUUAAUCUGUUGUGGUUACAGGUGGUGCUACUAGGUGGCACAGGUGAUGAAUGUGUUGUGGUUCUAGGUGGUGCUACAAGGUGGCACAGGUGAUACAUGUGUUGUGGUUCCAGGUGGUGCUACAAGGUGUCACAGGUAAUAAAUGUGUUGUGGUUCCAGGUGGUGCUACUAGGUGGCACAGGUGAUGAAUGUUUUGUGU
Nerophis ophidion (straightnose pipefish) is the source of this 3015-nucleotide messenger RNA. RefSeq names its product pyridine nucleotide-disulphide oxidoreductase domain 1 (gene pyroxd1). The coding region runs from base 248 to 1861 and encodes 537 amino acids. Gene Ontology annotation, molecular function: flavin adenine dinucleotide binding; oxidoreductase activity. The transcript is spliced from 13 exons. NCBI's taxonomy places the organism in Eukaryota, Metazoa, Chordata, Actinopteri, Syngnathiformes, Syngnathidae. The record is from RefSeq and is a predicted model, not a curated record.